Molecule: messenger RNA, 461 nt
Organism: Odontomachus brunneus
Lineage: Eukaryota; Metazoa; Arthropoda; Insecta; Hymenoptera; Formicidae
Exons: 2
Coding region: 61-426 (121 amino acids)
Source: RefSeq, a predicted model, not a curated record
ACGUGAUGUGAUGUCACAGCCGGCACGAUUUUGCCGCAAAUCAGGUAUUCCUAUUUUUCUAUGUUUGGAAUCCCGCGAAUCGAAAACACAAAUAAUGCAUACAUUAUGCGAAACGUGAAUCAAAUAACACCCGGCGGCGAGGUGUACGAUUGCAAAAUGGCGAACGGAAAAGCAAUUUGGGAACAAAACAAUCGGUAUAUCGGAGUAAGGACGUUCCGCAGAUGCUCAGUAGCCGCGAGACAUCCACGCAAUAAUCUCGGCAUAGUCGAGUACGUCGAUUCGAGUACGAUUUUACCUCUCUCCGCUCCGUCGACCCCUUCCGAGCCCGGGCCAAACCCACAAACCCCAACCCAGGACGAAGAUAUUUUGGCGCUUCGACGGCGCCUCCACCACCGAACCGGCCAGAUCGCGAGGAUGUGGUGGUGAUUCCACCCCCUACUCUGGUCGCGAUACAGCGACGC